AUGAGCUCAUUUCAACUCGGUUUCAUGCUUAUUGUCAGCACGUUUUUCGCAGGGGUAUGCUCAAGACACACAGGGAAAGAGAAAGAUGAUUUAAAGAAGAUAUGUGGACGACGAGGAGUCCAGGAUACCGUUUCUGAGCGAAUUGUUAAUGGUACCAAGGCGACUCCUGGCCACUGGCCGUGGAUGGUGGGGCUGUAUACUGCAGACGACCAAUUCAAAUGUGGUGGCGUUUUAAUAAGCAACCAGUUUGUUUUAACUGCUGCUCAUUGCUAUAGGGACAAGAACACUGCAGGUUACCUUUCAGUUCGCCUGGGAAGUACGAAAAAAACAAAUUUUGCCAAACAUUGUCGACCAAAGAGAGGAAAAAAACGGGUCAUUUGCAUGGAAGUGGACUAUGUCUGUGUACCCCAUCAGCACAACUGUACCCGUUUUAUGAAAGACCUUGCACUAUUAAAAUUAAAAGAACCGGUCAAGUUUACAAAGUAUAUUCAGCCAAUCUGCCUUCCUGAGCACUGCGAAGAACCACCUUCAAAUACCAGUAUCUACGUUUUGGGCUGGGGCGCAGUUUAUGAGCAUGAAUAUUAUUCCUAUGAGACGGAUGAAUCAUUAAGCGAAACAGAUGAAGACCUCGAAGAUUACGAGGAUAACGAAAGCUCAGGUAAACAAACGAACGAUGCGUCAUGAUCGGAACUAAUGGGCUUUCGGAUUUUUCACCCAGAAACCUUGAGGGAAACAGAUAUAUCCUUAAUUACUAACGAACAGUGCGAACGACAACUUGCCACAACUGUUCCAAAGUACAUCCUAUGCUCUAAUGGGGGAAUAUGUUCUGGAGACAUCGGAGGACCUCUGAUGUACAAAAAAGAAGGACAAUGGUUUCUUGCUGCUAUUCAUUCUGUAGGCGGUGGUUGCUUCAACCCUUCUCUGCCAUCACUACAUGUUAGGGUGUCACACCUCGUUGAAAGGAUCAUUUUACCCGUCAUGAAGGAUUCGGAAUCAACGAAACAAAACCUAUGUAUUAUGGACGAGGCUCGAAAGGAAUGUGUAACCACAUUUUAUAACUCUUACUACGUGCCAAUAGAUGAUUCAGUAGAAGAUGACGAAAGUACUUAAUUAUAACGUUAACAUGUUAUCAUAUACUCUUGUCAUGUGUCUUCAAUUCACUUCUAAUAAAGAACCUUUCAAUCAAG
Molecule: messenger RNA, 1187 nt
Organism: Ixodes scapularis (black-legged tick)
Lineage: Eukaryota; Metazoa; Arthropoda; Arachnida; Ixodida; Ixodidae
Product: enteropeptidase-like
Biological process (GO): proteolysis
Molecular function (GO): serine-type endopeptidase activity
Source: RefSeq, a predicted model, not a curated record